AUAAUAGGACACCUUAAAGAGAGCUAGGAAAUAGGUACGUUGAUUGUUUUACAACACCUUAGGUACUUAAUUACUAUUGACUUCUUCUGUCUUUUGUUGUUGUAGUCGCUCUCUGAGCAUUGGUUCGUUCCACUUAUGAAGUUCGUUUUAAUGUAAUAAUUUAAUGUCCAAUCGCCCGAACGCGCACUCAAUAUGGACACCAUGGAAUCGACUCUAGACAACACGACCCUCUCUACCAUCUCUCUCCUCGAAGCGCGACUCUUGCGCAUUGAGCAUUUAUUAUAUGGCCACACGGUUCAGCAACCCAAAGUCUCGGCUAUAAGGAGCAUGCAAGAACUAGAGCACCGAUUUGGAACUCUUCUUCAACGAAUGCGCGUUUAUGCCGAACUCCUGAAACUCUACAAAUCCCAACCAACUCUCUUCCAACCACCACCACCGUCUCAGCCACCGCCCGAACUCUCUCCCGAAGCCCUACGCGCCAUUGUUCUCGCUAGUGCGUCCUCGUUCCCGGCCACGGCUUCCGCGCUUACAGCCAUAUCCGAUACACCGAUUCCGGACCCGGCGCACACGGCUGCUCUAGCCGCCUUACUACCCAGGAUGAAGGGGAUUGAGGCGACACAGAUAGCACAGGCGGCAGAGAUUGCGGAGUUGAGAGCACGCAGUGAGAUUGUCGUACGCCAGUGGUACGAGCACAACGUUAUGAACUACUCGAAUUUCGUUGCAAGUGUUGAGGGUCGUGUUGAAAACGCCGAGAGGGUCAUUAGGAGAGUAGAAAGAGCAAGGAAUGAAGUUUGAAGGUUAAGGCACAUAACCGUAUGCCUUGGGAUAAAGGCUACACAUGAUGGAUCAAAUACCGAUCCGAGCCACUAUCAUCUAUCGCACCUACUCCACGUGGGACCUUACCCGGGAGGUUGUAAGGCUUGAUCGCAUUACGCCCAACCUUUACAGAGCCGACUUGAAUUUGCCGUAUGAAUACCUAGGCAUAGAGUCUUAGAGCGGUGACAGUACAGUCAAAAAGGGCUCUAAUAUCAAUCAGAUAGGGUCUGUUCGCUACAAAUACCUUUACUGAUUGGUAGUCGGGCAUUUCGAUGGUGGUAGCAGCACACCCCUGACAGCGUUGUUCUAUCUUGACAUCGAAAGUUAACAAGAGAAGAGUAAUAAAUGAAGUGGACAGAGACCGUCAGAAUAUAAGUGACGUUGAAACUACGUUUAGUUACCUAAGAGGUAGUUAGUAUUAACUAAUAACACAUUAUAGUCUUUCUAACACUGGAAUUCAACUAACAUCUUAUAUACAGUCUUGGUAAGAUAUGAUAUGAUAAUCAAGCCCUUAUUUAAAUUCAUACAUCAACGUUCAUUCAGAUGGUGGCUGAGUACAAAAUAAGUUAUUUCCGAAGGCUUCAUCUAUGUGCCUACCUACCUCCUAUGCAUACUAAAUCUCAUCUCGAU
This is a messenger RNA of Daldinia caldariorum, 1446 nucleotides long. RefSeq lists its product as uncharacterized. The transcript is spliced from 2 exons. The coding region runs from base 193 to 795 and encodes 200 amino acids. Gene Ontology annotation, cellular component: dynactin complex. NCBI's taxonomy places the organism in Eukaryota, Fungi, Ascomycota, Sordariomycetes, Xylariales, Hypoxylaceae. The record is from RefSeq and is a predicted model, not a curated record. Gene Ontology annotation, biological process: cytoskeleton-dependent cytokinesis.